This is a messenger RNA of Yamadazyma jaroonii, 1734 nucleotides long. The record is from the annotation of a GenBank genome assembly. Lineage: Eukaryota; Fungi; Ascomycota; Pichiomycetes; Serinales; Debaryomycetaceae.
AUGUGUUCCAUUCUAAAAGGGGAAAAGGUCAUCAGUGAUAAGACCUUGACCGAUUUGAAUGACUUGCUUCAAAUUUUGGUCCUUGAAGAUACCUUGAAGAGUAAAAUUUUAAAAUUUUUUGAUGAUCUUGAUAGAAGACGUUGCAAGUCAUGGUUAUUGUUGAUAUUCAUUCGAUUCCCCUUGACGGAGAUAUAUAACCUUUGGCAAUUUCUCUUCACUAAUGAAGUCUUGACGCCCGUUUGUUUGGAAGUUUUAUUGAAAGAUAGUUUACUUGAAACCAAAACUUCGUGGUUUUCCAGUAUUAUCCUUGUUAACAGAACCAUCAAAAAAAGAGAUUGUUCAAGAUUGAAACAGUUUUACGAAACCAUCAAUGGUCAAAAUCGUCUUUUGGAGAAAUUAAAGAGAAACAGUGAUUUAACUACCUGUCUCAACUUACUUAAGUUUGUUAAGAUCAAUGAUUUCAUGUUUCAAUCGUUUAAUUUGGACGAAAGGAUCCUUUUUUUGAAUGGCCAUAACCCAGUGUUUAAGAAUUUAUACCAAAUGAACAAAAUUGAAUGUAAAGUCGUUUCCGGCUUGAACUGUCAAUUUCCUAAUUUAAUAUUUGUUCAUGUGGUCGAUGGUGCAAUGAUUAUUUGGAUAAAUUAUAAAGACUACGUUAUUGAUCUAGCAAACUUAUGUAAUGUAACAAAAACAGGAGAAGGAAGACUCAAAUUGGCUUUUAAACGUAUAAGCGGAUCAGACAGAGUUACUUUGAUUGGGACAGCGGUAAAACUCCUUGAGAUCGAUUUGAAAUUGAAAAAUCCCAAUCAAUACUUUUCUCUUCACAAAAAGUUGAGUUUCAAGCAAAUGAAGCCUAGGAGAGUUUCAGUAUCAUUGAUACCUUUCGAUUUGAGUAAGGUUGAUACCGAUUGGCUUUCAGGCUCAAAACCUUUGGCUGCGAAAAAUACCCAAAGCUCAAAGUUAUCAGCUAAAAGGAAAAUCUCUGACGUGUUGGAAAUGGAUCUGAGUGUGAACAAAGCUUCAUCUCCUCUAAAAAGUCAAAACCCAAACCCUCAAGUUCAUGCGAAGGUCCUUAAAAAAGUAGAAUUCGAAUCUGAAAAGCCUGAUGUCGAUAGUGAUGAAUUAACAGUAUUUUCGUUUGAUGAUAUACCCAAGUUAGAUUCGUUGAUGAGAGAUGUAAAGGAAAAACAUGAACCAGAGGAAUUUUUUGGUGUUCAGGAACCUAUGAAUUCCCCUAAGUCUAGUCAAAUAAAGGUUGUUAAGAAAAGAAAUUCCAUCAUUGGUAACUCAAGCGACGAAUCUUCUGAUGAACUUUCAUCAGAUUCUGAAUCGAACUCAGACCAGAUACAUAAUAAACCUAUUCAAGUGGCUGAAUCACAACAAUUUCCAAGGGAAAUAUCAGCUCAAAUGGAAAUUCCUGAAACCCAAGAUGAUCAUAUUUCACCCAGUGUUAGCCCUAUUGGACAUGGAACCACAAUAUCUUCUAUAAGACUGAAUAAAGUGUUGAAUUCAUCCAAAUAUGAUAUAAUUCAAGAGAAUCUAAGCAACCUCAACACCAGUUUAUUAGAAAAGAUGAAAUCUUUUGAGAAUGAAAUUCUAAACAAACAGAAUGAACUCAAUAAUGAACUUGAAGAAAAAUUCAAGGAAAUAUUGGCAAAUCAUAAUGAAAACUUAGAUAAAUUGAAUGAUUUUAUAGAUCUUAAAAAGAGCCAGAUAUUCAAUGUUAAUGACUGA